This is a messenger RNA of Stereum hirsutum FP-91666 SS1, 4581 nucleotides long. Its product is annotated as P-loop containing nucleoside triphosphate hydrolase protein. The transcript has 10 exons. Gene Ontology annotation, biological process: replication fork reversal; interstrand cross-link repair; double-strand break repair via synthesis-dependent strand annealing. The record is from RefSeq and is a predicted model, not a curated record. Bases 487 to 4455 code for a protein of 1322 amino acids. Gene Ontology annotation, molecular function: ATP binding; four-way junction helicase activity; four-way junction DNA binding. Lineage: Eukaryota; Fungi; Basidiomycota; Agaricomycetes; Russulales; Stereaceae.
UAAAUCCCCUACAGCACGAAAGAUCGGAAAGACCACUACCCUAGAAUCAGAUGAUUAUGAUAUGACAUUUGAUUAUGAUGAAAGUGAACUUCAGAAGCUGGACGGCGUCAUCGAGGACGCGUACCAGGGCAAGGUGGCUCCUCGCACAGCAGAGGGAUCAAGACCCCUAGCUCGCGCACCCUCGAAAGCUGGUCUCCAAACGACAUUAUUCGGCGAUGUACUCGCUCCCACGACAAAUAGGACUCGCUCGGAGGGAAAUAAUAAGGGAGAGGGGUCAUCCAGAGGGCCGAUGCAGCGCUCGAAGUCGUCGGGUCAGUUGUUUAGGAAGACAAAGGUGUGGGAUCAUACUGCGUUCUCCAAGACAGGGAAGAGGAAGACGGAUAAGGGGAAACGAAAAGCUUGGGAUGAUGAGAACGAUGCGGGUGAGGAAGAAGAGCAGAUUGAGUUCGAGCAGUUUCCGGCACCCUCUGUUCCUAGCCGCCACCCAUGAAAGUCGAACCAGACCUCCUCGCCACCAAGCAGUGGAUAUUCCCUCUCAAUCGUCCCAAACGAGACUAUCAAUUCAACAUCUCCAAACACUGCCUAUUUGACAACACUCUUGUUGCACUACCCACAGGUUUAGGAAAGACGUUCAUCGCCGGUGUCGUCAUGCUCAACUUUUAUCGAUGGUUUCCAGACGGCAAGAUAGUCUUUGUGGCACCGACGAAACCACUUGUGGCCCAGCAGAUCGAUGCAUGCCAUCAGACUUGCGGCAUCCCGGGACGUGAUGCUGCCGAGCUGACAGGAAAUGUACCCAAAGCUCAGCGGAAUAGAGCUUGGGCAGAGAAACGCGUAUUCUACAUGACGCCUCAGACCCUGUUCAAUGACCUCUACCAGAACAACUGUGACUGCCGCGAUAUCGUGCUCCUUGUUAUCGACGAAGCACAUAAAGGAUCAGGCGACUACGCAUACGCUACCUGUGUCCGCUAUCUCAUGGCCAAGAACCCACAUUUUCGAGUCCUCGCACUGACUGCCACUCCCGGAUCGAACCCAGAAGCAGUUCAAGGGAUUGUGGAUUCGCUUCACAUCAGCAGGAUCGAGAUUCGGGACGAGCAGAGCUGGGAUAUCCGUGGAUACAUCAACAAGAAGAAAGUAGAGCAGCACAUCAUCACCAUGAACGAUGACAUUGCAAGGUUGAGAGACAUGAUCGGGAAGGUUAUGAAGCCUAUGCUGCAGAAGCUCGCCAACGUUGGUAUUUUCCGAGGAAAUCUAGAUCCAGUGCUAUUUCAUCCCUUCCGAGCACAAUCCGCUAUGGGCGAAAUCCAUGGUCGAAAGGACGGCAGACAACUAGCAUGGGCAUUUCCAGUUCUCAAGAAGGUCGGAGCUUUGGCUAGGGCUAUGGGAUAUCUUCUCGAAGCCAGCCAAAUGCUGUGCCACCGGUCUCUCAAGGAAGCGGUGGACGGUGACAAUAAUUCGGACAAGGCCAAGUCAGGGAAUAACAAGCUCACUAACGAUCCGAACUUUCAAGCGAUCAUGCGCGAGCUCGAUUUACAGGCCCAUAUAGGAUUCGCGGUACACCCGAAGAUGGAGAAAUUGAAGAUGCUUGUGCUCAAUCAUUUUGGGACAAAGCUACCCGAAGAAGCUGCUGAUGCCAACAACGGGGAAGCGAUUGGCGCUGGAGUGAAUGGUGUUGGUGCUGGCGGUAAUAAGGGCAGCGAAGGGGACGACACGCGGGUGAUGGUUUUUGUGACGUUCCGAGAGGCGGUGGAACAGCUCGUGGAGUUUUUGAACGAAGAGUCGCCCAUCAUCAGAGCGACAAAGUUCAUUGGUCAAGGGGCGGAUAAGGCAGGAAAGAAGGGAUUUGCGCAGAAGGAUCAGCUCGAUGUCAUUAAACGAUUCAAGCAGGGAGAGUUUAAUGUUCUCGUUUCGACCUCUAUUGGCGAGGAAGGUCUCGAUAUCGGUGAGAUCGACAUGAUCGUAUGUUACGAGUCACAGAAGACCCCCAUUCGGAUGCUCCAACGUGUCGGACGUACAGGCCGUAAACGUGACGGCUACGUCCAUGUCCUUCUCGCCGAAGGCCGCGAAGAGCUCAAUUGGAACAAAGCACAGGAGUCCUAUGCCAAUGUCCAAAAAUCUAUCGUCCGGGGCGAACAGCUCGAGUUCUACGCCGACGUCGAACGUCUCCUCCCUGAUCACAUCAAGCCUGAGCCUCUGGAGAUGGAGAUGGACAUAGAACCAUAUGAUCGCGAAGAGGCAACAGAGAAGAAGGGAAGGAGUUCGAGCACGAAUGGUCAGGGAUCAGCGAAGAGGAAAAGGAACGGUGAUGCGGAGAGGAAUAUUCCAGAGGGGGCGAGCAAAGGGUUCGUCAGCGUAGCGGAUUUAUUGCUCAAGGGUAGUGGGAAGAAGAGGAAGAUGUCCAGUGUGGCUGAGUUGUUGAAGGCAGGCGAAGAGGACUCGACAGACGAUGAGAUCGAGGCAGGAAUAUUUGGGGCACGGAGAACGGUGUCUAUGCCUGCUAGGUCUGAGGAACAGUCGGAGAAGACUAAGGGCAAGGAGAAGGAAAAGAGGAGCGUGAAGAGGAAGAAGACGACUGAAGGCAAAGAGCCGAAGGUGAAAAAAAAGAAGACCAAGGCAGAGCGCACAGCGCUGCCUUCCGUUCCUCUCAGCCAAGCCAACAUAGAGGAUGAGGACGACCUAGCAAUUGAACAGGGCUUCCUGUAUGACGACGCAGCGCAGGCAACAGCGGCUCCAUCGGCUCGCAAACGACGGAAAUCUGUCGAUCCGCCUUCUCGCUCACCGGCUCGGGUUUCUUCCCCAGACAUGCCUCUCGCCGAUGGGCGCUCCUCUCCUGACGUUCCCCUGGCGUCUCAGCAAUCCGUCAUCGACGUCUGCACGCCUUCCGAGCGUGACUCUCCUGCUUCGCCCCCUGCGCAUAUUCCCUCUCCAUCUAAUACCAAGGCACGUCAUAAGUCCAUGGCCAAAUCCAAAUCAGCCCCAGCACGAGCAUCCACCUCCAGGAGCCCCUCGAACCGAGGAUCCCCGCGUGCUCUUGACGACAAUGUAAACGAUAAAACGGCUGGCCGCGACCUCUCUUGGCUGUUAGCAGAUUCCUCCGAUGGUGACGGCGUGGGCAGAGCUUUUCGCUCAUUAUCGCCACAAGUUCACAAACCUUCCGUGCGGUCAGCAACUAGUUCAUCCGACAUCGAAUUUGUGGACGAUCCGCCACCCGUGGAUGUCGGGUUCGUUCGUUCGAGUACACUUCUUCGCAGGUCAAAUCACUCGCCGACCAACGAGGAUAGUGAUCUGCCUGGCUCUGACAUCGAAAUCGAGGACGAUGAGUUCGAGAACCCUAUAGCCCAGAAUACCGUCUCCGUCUCCGUCUCCUCCGAAUCUUCGAAGUCCCACACGGGCCACUCACCAAUGUUCAAGUCAGCUCAUCAACCGGGUGAUACACCUCCUACGCCUUUACAGGACGAAGACGAAGACGACGACCCUCUCUUGCUUGCCUCUCCUAAGGGCUCGCCAGAGCCUGCAUAUCCUGUAAACGCUUUGGGGAAGAAGCGAAAGCUGUCGGCGUUCGUCGAACCUUCAUCUCCUCUUGUCGCCCCUUCGCAUUCAUCCGACCAACCCGAGGAUAUCGAUGAUCUCCAGCCGAGUCAACCCGUACGUGCAGCAGGUGGAAGAAAGAAACGAGUGGCCGUUAAUGAUCUUUUCUCGUCACCUUCGGCCACGGCCAUGCCUCCCUCUCCUUCGCAAAAGCGACUCCGACGUCCUCCUUCACCUGCCGCUGAAGAGUCUGAAGAUGGUCCGCAGCCGACUUUUCCCGUGCGAGCGGCAGGCGGAAGAAAGAAGCGCGUGACAGCGAAAGACCCACUUUCGUCGCCCGUGGUCAUGCCCCCUCCUUCACAGAAACGCCUCCGACGUCCGCAGGACUCACCCCCUUUGGGUUCCAUGGGCCCACCUGACUUACCGAAGACUCCCAAGGUACCGAAAUCUCGAAUAUCCAGGCCGACGUCCAAGAAACUGAAGUUCAGAGACGCUGCUGAGGCUGCGCGAGCGAAUCCCUGGAUCGAUGUCGAAGCAUCACACUCGGGUGACGAUGUGAGUGGUGGUGAAUAUUCCGACGAUGACGAUCUCGCACGUCUGGAUCACUCUUCUGAAGAUGGUCAUGGGUUCAUCGCAAACGAUGGCUCCUUCACCCAGGCCUCACCUUCGUACGAUCAAUACGCAGUUUAUCGACAAAGUCUUAUGUCGCAGGCUCCAUCUAGAGCUGGGCCUGUAUUCAGGAGUAGACCAAGAGGACGAGGAGCGGCGUUCCGUGGCGAUGGUGUAGGUGAGGCAGGCUCGAGUCGAAGGAGGAAUGUUACGGUCUCGAGCUCACCUAGAAGAUCGGAUGAAGAGCCGGACGAAUAUGCUUUUGGAAGCUUUGCCGUGGAUGAUGAGGAUAUUUCAUUUGCGCCCUCCAGUGAUUUGUGAAGAGUGUGGUUAUUGUCUCCCUCACAACGAUUGUACAUGACGCCUGCCGUGACUUUGGUUUUGAUCUUGUUAUCUUACUAUGGGUUAUGAGGCAGAUGGACUCCAAUUACGCUACUUGAGUAAUAC